ACAUUGUGUGGAAGAAGCUCAAGAAGCCCAGGCAUCCAGUCUCCCACCCCGCUAGGCUCCAGAUUCUUUCCAAGAACACAUACGUCUUGGCCACAUUUGGGAUCCAAGCGUCUUUUUUACCAGCCACAAAGAGGCAGAUCAAGAUGCAGAAAAGAAACAUUUGCCUUAUGUACUGGUUGCUGUUGCAUCUCCUACUUUUGGAAUAUGGCAUAACCUCCGUUAGUGGGAGCACACCUAGCCCAACUUCCAGUGAACCCACCACAGCCAACACUGGAUCCAGUGCAACCUCCAGUGGGACUAGGACAGCCUCCAACACUAUAGCCAGCACGACCUAUGGUGGUACCAGCACAGCCACCAACUCUGGAUCUCAAGUGACCUCCAGUGGAUCCAGCACAACCUCCAAUACUGAAACCAGCAUGACCUCUGGAGGGACCAGCGCAACUUCCAAUACUGGAUCCAGCCUGACCUCUGGAGGAACCAGCACACCUGUCAACACUGGAUCCAGCGCAACCUCUGGGGGGACCAGUACAGCCUCCAAUACUGGAUCCAGCCUGACCUCUGGAGGGAGCAGCGCAACCUCCAACACUGGAUCCAGCACAACCCCUGGGGGGACCAGCACAGCCUCCAAUACUGGAUCCAGCAUGACCUCUGGAGGGACCAGCACAACCUCCAAUACUGGAUCUAACCUGACCUCUGGAGGGACCAGCACACCUGUCAACACUGGAUCCAGCACAACCUCCAGUGGGACUAGGACAGCCUCCAACACUAUAGCCAGCACGACCUAUGGUGGUACCAGCACAGCCACCAACUCUGGAUCCCAAGUGACCUCCGGUGGAUCCAGCACAACCUCCAAUACUGAAACCAGCAUGACCUCUGGAGGGACCAGCACACCUGUCAACACUGGAUCCAGUGCAACCUCCAGUGGGACUAGGACAGCCUCCAACACUAUAGCCAGCACGACCUAUGGUGGUACCAGCACAGCCACCAACUCUGGAUCCCAAGUGACCUCCAGUGGAUCCAGCACAACCUCCAAUACUGAAACCAGCAUGACCUCUGGAGGGACCAGCGCAACUUCCAAUACUGGAUCCAGCCUGACCUCUGGAGGAACCAGCACACCUGUCAACACUGGAUCCAGUGCAACCUCUGGGGGGACCAGCACAGCCUCCAAUACUGGAUCCAGCCUGACCUCUGGAGGGAGCAGCGUAACCUCCAACACUGGAUCCAGCACAACCCCUGGGGGGACCAGCACAGCCUCCAAUACUGGAUCCAGCCUGACCUCUGGAGGAACCAGCACACCUGUCAACACUGGAUCCAGCGCAACCUCUGGGGGGACCAGCACAGCCUCCAAUACUGGAUCCAGCCUGACCUCUGGAGGGACCAGCACAACCUCCAAUACUGGAUCUAGCCUGACCUCUGGAGGGACCAGCACACCUGUCAACACUGGAUCCAGCACAACCUCCAGUGGGACUAGGACAGCCUCCAACACUAUAGCCAGCACGACCUAUGGUGGUACCAGCACAGCCACCAACUCUGGAUCCCAAGUGACCUCCAGUGGAUCCAGCACAACCUCCAAUACUGGAUCCAGCCUGACCUCUGGAGGGACCAGCGCAACCUCCAAGACUGGAUCCAGCACAACCCCUGGGGGGACCAGUACAGCCUUCAAUACUGGAUCCAGCGUGACCUCUGGUGAGACCAGCACACCUGCCAAUAUUGGUUCCAGUAUGACCUCCAGUGAGACCAGCAUAACCUCCAGUACUGGAUCCAGCACAACCUCCAGUGGGACCACCACGGCCUCCAACACUGGACCCAGUGCAACUGCAGGAGGCUCUGGUACACCCUUGACAACUGGAGUAAUCACAAUUUCCAACAGUACUAGCACAAGUGCUGGAACUACAGUGAAUGAAGGGCCCAGUGGGUCCCUGAAGCCAUGGGAAAUCUUCCUCAUCUCUCUGGUCUCGGUUACAGUGGCUGUGGGAUUCUUUGUUGGGCUCUACUUCUGUGUGGUGAGUGCCUAAUAUAUAGGAAAUUGCCUGGGGGGAAGGAAUAGGGAACAUAGGGAAAUAAGGUAUGAAUAGUAGGGCCACCAAGUUAGGGAUGAGUAGGGAGGAAAGAAAAAUCAGGAGAAAGUUACGAAAGAGACAUAGCAAGUUAGAACCAGAGGAGCCAAUCAAUGUGCAGAGGAAGCUAUUGACUUGUGGGAAAGGGGAGCAAAAGAAGAAAUAAAGACUGGUGGAAGGACUGCUGAAUGAGGGAAAUGGUUUAAAGGGGGAGAAGAUUCCAGAAGGAGUCCCUGGUGAAGGCUUCUCGGGAGUGGAGGAGACUCCAAUUCUGAAAUGAUUCUGCCUUCUUUUUCUAGAGAAACUCCCUGUCCCUGAGAAAUGUCUUUGACACAGCUGUCUAUCCACUCCAUGGCCCAAACCUCGGCCCAGGCCCUGGAGGGAAUCACACAGUCCACCACCGGUCUAGGUGGAGCCCUAAUGGAUUCUGGAGGAGACCGGUAUCCUCAGUGGCCAUGGAGCUGAGAGAGAGCCACAAUGGGCUCUAAGUGGCUGCUGAAGCCAGAGAGCCACAUUUCUCACAGAGGAAGCCAGCCUGGGGGACCAGAGAUCUGAGUGUCCUUUCAUUCGUCCCCAGGAGUCCCCUCCCAGCUUUGUUUGGGUCUCUGCCAGUAUUGGGAAAGACACUUCCUCCCUCUCUCUUGCUUUUGCCAGACACUGGAAAGAGGAGACUCUGCUGGUCAUUUAGCUAAGAAAUAAACACAUACAAACUGUAUCACAGAGAGAA
Molecule: messenger RNA, 2784 nt
Organism: Lagenorhynchus albirostris (white-beaked dolphin)
Lineage: Eukaryota; Metazoa; Chordata; Mammalia; Artiodactyla; Delphinidae
Gene: MUC21
Product: mucin 21, cell surface associated
Exons: 3
Coding region: 144-2015 (623 amino acids)
Source: RefSeq, a predicted model, not a curated record